This is a messenger RNA of Perkinsus marinus ATCC 50983, 693 nucleotides long. RefSeq lists its product as hypothetical. The record is from RefSeq and is a predicted model, not a curated record. Lineage: Eukaryota; Perkinsozoa; Perkinsida; Perkinsidae. The coding region runs from base 1 to 693 and encodes 230 amino acids. The transcript has 5 exons.
AUGCCUCCUAAGAAGGCUCCGCCGAAGAAAGAUGGCGCAGCAGAUGAGAAGGAUUAUGAUCUCGAGAACUUCAUGUUGCAGAAACGGCUAGAAGUGAUCCAGCAUCGGAUUCAACUCAAAGAGGAAGUCAUUGCUGAAUGUCAAGAGAAAAUGGAGGAGCAACGGAAACGGAAAGGUAUCGUAUGCCAACGUAUCGCAGCCGCCGCUAUGCUGUUGAAUGUCGGUUUCUCAGCUGAUUUGGAGAGUCAGAGUAAGCGAGAGUUGGAGAGACGGGAAGAAGUGCUUGCUGAAAUGACACGACAGUUCAAUGAGAUGCAGAACAGUUUUACUGACCGCAUCGUUGAUUUGAAGGAACAGGUUAAGAGGGCCCAGGAAGACAUAGUUGAGGUCGAGAACAUGAAGGAAACGACACGCAGAGAGAAGGAUGAUGAAAUCGCUAGAAAAGACGAGACUAUUCGACAGCUCACGCUCAAGAUGGAAGCUAUGGCAUUCGAAUUCGGCGAUAUGUUAAAGGAAGUGUUGGACAAGAUGAGUCAGCGUAUCGAAGUGACUCAUUCUGGUUGGUCUCAAACUGUCCGAGCGGAUGUCGAUGAAGCCGUAGCUCCUUUCACUAAGCAGCCCCUCAUUAGUCGCCUGCGAGAGUUCGAACUGGUGGCACACGGUGAUAUCCCCCUUGAUGACAAGGCAGAGUGA